Molecule: messenger RNA, 1403 nt
Organism: Gadus macrocephalus (Pacific cod)
Lineage: Eukaryota; Metazoa; Chordata; Actinopteri; Gadiformes; Gadidae
Gene: serinc4
Product: serine incorporator 4
Exons: 4
Coding region: 531-1031 (166 amino acids)
Cellular component (GO): membrane
Source: RefSeq, a predicted model, not a curated record
UCAGGGGAGGGGGGAGGGGACGCGAUGGGGCGGCAUUGGGUAUGUGCCACCACCUCUCCUUCUCUCUCUCCCUCGCCCUCGCCCUCUCCCUCUUUUUUGGCAGCGUCCGGGACAAACUCAGAGCCUAGCUAUGUAAAGUAAAAAAACACACGCACACAUACACACGAGAAACAGAGGAUUGCUCCCCCUGAGGAGUUGGACCGGACAUCGCAGCAGAUAGUUAGCUCGAGGUUAGCAGGGACUCCUAGCUUCACUCUCCAACCAUCUGCCAGCGUAAGGAGUGAUCAUCGGGACUGAGCCGGCCAUGGGGUCUUAGGACGGUGUAUUCCUGUUGUCUGCCAUUCAGUCUUAAUGGUGAAACAAAGGGUUGGUUCUCAUCCUGUUGCCGUGGUGAAGAUGCCAUGGUUACCAGCUCUUUGGUAGAGACUUCUAUUUUUAUCAUCAACUUCCUGGACUGAUGUAGAAGCGGUGGUGGUUGUGAGGGUGCCCGCGGUCGGUGGUGGAGGUAACACAGGACCCAUUGAAGCACAAUGUCGGGCAGUCAGGUGGGGACCCAGGGAGGGGUCUACAACUACUUCCUCAACAUGGUAGCCUAUCAGGUAUGCUGCUGCUGUGGGCCGGCGCCAUGCUCCCUGUGCUGCUCCUUCUGCCCCCCCGUCAGGUCCUCGUCCACCACGCGGGUCAUGUACACCCUGUUCCACAUCCUGGCCUGCGCUGUCUCCUGCCUCAUGCUCUCCCGCAACGUCUCCGAGCUCGUCAGGGAAAAUGUGCCUUUCUUCAACAUGGUGUGUGACCAGGCCCACGGCGGGGGCCACUGUGAGAUGCUGGUGGGCUACUCCGCCGUGUACCGCGUGUGCUUCGGCACUGCCUGCUUCUACCUGAUGAUGGCCGUCUUCCUCAUCGACGUCAAGUCCAGCCAGGACUUCAGAGCGCUCAUACACAACGGGUUCUGGUUUCUGAAGUUCAUCACCCCUGCUGGGAAUGUGCACUGCUGCCUUCUUCAUCCCGACAGAGUCCUUCCUGCACGGUAAGCAACACCUGUUCAAUUAAUCAAUCAUCAUUAAUUAUUAGUCAUUAAUCAUUGAUCAAUUUACCUUGGGAAGUAACACUCUCUAACCUUACUUUUAAUUAACUCCACAGCUUUUUUUACUUGCGUGAGUUGUUUUGAUUCAAGCCGCAUUGCACUCCGGCUGUCGUUGGGAUUAGGACACGCAUAGUGGUAGAAGUGCUGAGUCUAAGGGGUGACCUUCCCCAGUUCCCCUCCUAGGGGGCAGUGUUGAACCAGUUAUGGGAGAGGCCCCGAGAGACAGCUCCUUUGCCAUGAUGAGUAACUCUCUGGCUGGGCUUCAGCUGUGUUCGGGAAAGCAAAUCCGUUGCAUGCAAACAUGUGUUGAUGUUGUCAA